This is a messenger RNA of Ciona intestinalis (vase tunicate), 1024 nucleotides long. RefSeq lists its product as uncharacterized. The record is from RefSeq and is a predicted model, not a curated record. Lineage: Eukaryota; Metazoa; Chordata; Ascidiacea; Phlebobranchia; Cionidae.
GGAAUUCCCCAACAUCUAGCAUUCAGGUUUUGUUUACAAAUCUUUGCAAAAUGUUGCGCGAAGACAGCGUCCUGCACACCGCUAUAAGAUGUAUUUGUGGAUUAUAUUUUAUGCUACAAGGCUUCGUUCAAACUGACGCUGUCGGGAAAAUACUUUUCCCCAAUAUUCAUAACGUCUUUGUUGUGAAUUAUAAAGAAUAUGUUCGUUCCAUCCCAUGGCAACAUAACAACAUAACUGGUGAUACCUUCCGCCAGUUUAAUGGAUGCACCAUGCUAAUAUGCGGUUUUCUCCUUGUAUUGAACAAGUACGUCAAAGUGUCGAGCUUCGUAAUGCAUGUUAUGGCUCUAUGGUCGGUAUACGCACAUAUGUUAGCAAGUGACUCAACAUACAUGGCUGUGUGUGGAGGUGUCAUAUCUACACUCAUGUUGUUCAUGUGUUUUGCACAGAAGAAGGAAAAAGAAGAUUAAACUUGAAUUUCUGAUGGAUGGAAAUAAGACAGGUUGUUUCAUUCUUAGGCGUAAUAUUAGGGGUGUUUGGGAUGGCAUGUUUUCCCAAUUAUUCAAAUAAUGACUAUGAGUAAAUGCAUUUGCAAUGCUACCCAAAUUUGUCCCAAAUUCCAAAACAUGUUUCGCCUGCGAUGGUAAAUGUAGAAUGUAAUAAUCAAAUGUACAUUUACCUCUAAUAUUAGCUUUUAUACGGUUAAGUUUUUAAUCGAGUAUUUCUUCUUUAACUUUUAUUGUUUGUAAUGUUCCUAUAAUAUAUUUAUUAAUUAAUAACUAACUCUAUUUAAAAAAACACAAGUUUGAAUUUCUUUGUCAAUUUAUUCUUCGCGUAAUUUACAAUCAAGUUUUUUAUUUUUUACUUUUCUAUUUCUAAUAUUCCAUUUGCUUUAAUGUAAAUAUCACAAGUUUUAGUUUUGUUGUCAAUUUAUUCUACACAUAAUUCACUUUUUAACAGAAACAAUGUAAAGCUUUUUACACGGCGUAAGUCUCAAAGGCCACCCACUAAUAAAAUUAAACUAAAA